Molecule: messenger RNA, 165 nt
Organism: Morchella sextelata
Lineage: Eukaryota; Fungi; Ascomycota; Pezizomycetes; Pezizales; Morchellaceae
Exons: 1
Coding region: 1-165 (54 amino acids)
Source: RefSeq, a predicted model, not a curated record
AUGCUCGGAAAACACCUCACAAGUGCUUCAGAAGAUUGGGUUAAUUCCGACAGCAUCCAGUAUGAAGUGAUUAAUGCCCAACUUCGCGGCGAUGGCACCGAAGAGGACGGAGAGAAGGAAGAAGAGGAGUCAGAAUCACUUGUAGCAGGGGUCUAUGAAAGGUAG